GCGCAGUUGCAAGGAUGGCUGGUAAUCAUUGGAGGGCUGGUGGCAGGGGGCGGAGAGCGCCUGUGUCUGGUUUUGGGCGGGAAUUGAAACCGACGCUGCGGCCAACAAGAACUUGAAAGCUGCGAAUUUUCUGCAUUGGAGGAGGCCAUGGUGCGGCCUGUGAGGCAUAAGAAACCAGUCAAUUAUUCACAGUUUGAGAAUUCUGACAGCGAUGAUGACUUUGUUUCUGCAACUGCACCUUUAAAUAAGAAACCCAGAACAACACCAAAGGAGUUAAAACUAGAAACAAGGAAACCUAAACUGAAGAAUCUCCAGAAAGAAGAUAUCUCACUACAAGAGAAAACCCCUAAAAAAAGGAUGGCUUUAGAUGACAAGCUCUACCAGCGAGACUUAGAAGUCGCACUAGCUUUAUCAGUGAAGGAACUUUCAACAGUCACCAUUGAUGUGGAAGAGGCUCAAGAUAAAAGCACUGAAAAAUGUGGCAGCAGCGAAACCGGAACAACGAAUAAGGCUCCCCAUAUCUCCAAUUGCAGUGUAGCCAGUGAUUAUUUAGAUUUGGAUAAGAUUACCGAGGAAGAUGAUUUUCACAGUGCUCAAGGGAAAAGAAAAGCAGCAUCAAAAGCUGUGGUACAACAGAGGAAGAUUCUUUUGGACGGUAGUGAUGGUGAUAGUGCUAAUGACUCUGAACCAGACUCUGCAACUGAUGAAGAGUCUGAGGAUGACUCUGAUUUUAAUGAGAGUGAAGACAAUGAUGAAGGCUUCACUAAGGGAAAAAAUAAAGUGAAAGAAAUUAAGAAGAAAGAAGUGAGGCUAAAAUCCCCAGUUGAAAAGAAGGAGAAGAAACCUAAAUCCAAAUGUGAUACUUUGGUGACUUCAGGAGACUCUGUUCCAGCUGCUGUGAAAUCAGAAUCUCAGCCUUCACCAAAAAAGGUUUCUCUUUCUUCAGAGGCCACUAGGAAAUCAUUACAAAUAUGCAGCCCUUCAGCUGAAAGCAGAAAAUCUAAGUGGAUCCCCCCAGAAGUUGAUCUUUGUUAAGAGAUUUCAAACACCGCCAGCAGCAAGUGCUAUGCUUUCUUUCAGCGGUAUCUGGAAGCAGCGGCAGUAGCAGGAGGAGGAGCCCCCCGGCAGGGGUGUCUGUUAAGUCUCCCAAUCGGAGUCUCCGCCUUGGCUUGUCCAGAUUAGCGCGAGUUAAACCUUUACAUCCAAGCGCCGCUAGCAGCUGAGUGUGGUGGUAAACAAAUGUUUAAGAGAAUUAGAGUUUUACAAGUGUGUUUAUAUUUGAAGUGUGUUUCUAUAUAAGGAGGGCAUCAUAAUAUAAAGGAAUCCUUUAAGGUCAUGUGAAUUGCCUCUACCUAUUUUGUGAUGAUGUUCUCUGAAGCUAUUCAAGACUUCAAGAAAAGGAUUGUUUAUAAGAAUUAUUUUGUGAUGUCAUUUCCUUCUGAAGAACGUGUUCUCUUUUUCCUGUGUGUAAUAAGUCGUCGUUAAGUGGUUGUCUGUUUGACAAGGAGAAGUCCACGUUGCAUACUGUUCUAAGAAGAUGAUUUCGCUUUCCAGCUUUGUCUAAUUUAUGGCACCUUAACUUUCACUGUUGAGAGGUUAUAUGGCAAAAGGAAACAUGCCCGUUUUUUCCAGGAGACAUUUCUGAAAUCUUAACUUAGGUUGCAUUGUCAGUUUUACUGCAAAGAUGUUUCAUAUUUUAGCCAAAUAUUUUUAUAGUAGGAAUUCACAAUUAUUUUACACAUUAAAAUGGUUGCUAUAAUAUGGCAUAUGUCUCCUACUCAGAAGUAGAUGUUUAUUAUAUAGCAAAUAGAAUUUCAUGAGAUUUUAUGAAGCUCUCAUUGCCAAAACCUUUAAUGAAAGUGGAAGAGUCUUGAUAUGCUCUUUUCCUUCAUACCAUUGCAUCCAUCUAUUUCUGAUUGUCUCCAUUUCACGAUUAAAUGAAUGUUUUGCAAAAAAAAAAAAAUA
Messenger RNA from Callorhinus ursinus (northern fur seal), 1965 nucleotides. It is a transcript of the gene RAD51AP1, whose product is annotated as RAD51 associated protein 1. Gene Ontology annotation, molecular function: single-stranded DNA binding; double-stranded DNA binding. NCBI's taxonomy places the organism in Eukaryota, Metazoa, Chordata, Mammalia, Carnivora, Otariidae. The record is from RefSeq and is a predicted model, not a curated record. Gene Ontology annotation, biological process: interstrand cross-link repair; double-strand break repair via homologous recombination.